AUUUUUUUUUCUUGUUAUAUAAUGCGACUUGUUAAAGGAAAUAUAGACCAAUCACUCGUAAUAGUUGGUGCAAUAAUCUUAAUAUUAGACUUUUGGAUUAUCUACGAUGCUAUUAUCUCAACUCGAUCUAUAGCUUAUAAAAUGGCUUGUACAAUUGUCAUAUCUUUAUUUCCAUUUGUUGGCUUACUUUUGUAUUUACCAAUAACAUUUUUAUUCUCUUGACCACAAACAAACAAACAAGCAAGAACUAGCUGCAUAUCAUUAUUAUAAUAAUAAUACUUUCUACAUUAUAGCUCUUAAUUGAACCAGAUCAUUUAGUAAUCUAUUACG
Molecule: messenger RNA, 330 nt
Organism: Cokeromyces recurvatus
Lineage: Eukaryota; Fungi; Mucoromycota; Mucoromycetes; Mucorales; Mucoraceae
Exons: 1
Coding region: 22-222 (66 amino acids)
Source: RefSeq, a predicted model, not a curated record